CAUCAGAAACACGUGCAAAUGUGGAACAUUAUUGAAUGAAACAUUUGUCAAUUUUUUCUUCAAAAAGUCUGAAAAGCAACAAUGGUUGGAAAGUCUCGAAAUAUUUCAUCAAAUUUAACUGAUAAUCAAGUUUGGGAAAAAGUUAAAAUAAAAGGAAAUAUUUUAUCUGAUGAUGGCGGUGGGUUUGAAGGUUUAAUUGGAUUAGAAGUCCUUGAAAACUAUGACAAGGCUUUGGUCGGAAAAGAAAAGAAAAAAAGAAGGAUUUCCAACAAAGAAAAAAAGCAACUUAAAUCCAAAAUUACAGUAGAAAAAAGAAAGCUUACUGAACAUAAUUUGGAUACCAUAGAAAAUGAUGAUAUUAAUACGCCACCAUCAAAAAAGUCAAAAAAGAAAAAUGAGAAACUCAAUCAAAAACAAAUUCCUGGUAGAUUUGUUCUUCUUAAUUUGCCCAACAGUGAAGAUGAAGGUAGUGAUCGUGGUGAGGAAAGUGAUAUGAUUGGUGAACUAAAUGGAUGGGAUGGCCUUGGUGUUCCGUAUCCUAUAUUAAAAAGUCUUGUUGAAAGAGGAUUUAAAUCACCAACAGAAAUUCAAGCCAGGACUCUUCCAGCGGCAAUACUGGGCAAAAAAGAUAUUUUGGGAGCUGCUGAAACUGGAAGCGGAAAGACGCUAGCAUUUGGGAUACCUAUUCUUGCUGGCAUAAUGGAAUUAAAAGCUAAAAAUUCUAGGUUUGGCAUAAGGAAGCCAAUAAAAGAAGUUUCAAAGAGAGAAAAUCGAAAAGAUCGCGAGAACUUAUCUCCUUCAAGAGAAGAAUUAAGUGUCUAUCCAAUAUUACCACAAGAAGAAGAGGAUCAAAUAACUGGUAAUAAUAAAGACAAUUAUAAACCCCUUUAUGCAGUAGUUUUAACUCCAACAAGAGAACUGGCAGUUCAAGUAAGAGAUCACCUUGCUGCUGCGGCUCAAUAUACAGGAAUCAAAGUUGACGCGGUUUUUGGGGGAUUGUCAAUAGCCAAACAAGAAAGAGUUCUUAAAAGUUGUCCAGAAAUUGUUGUAGCUACUCCGGGAAGAUUUUGGGAGUUACUGCAACAAGAAAAUCCUCAUCUCAGCAAAAUUGAUGAUAUAAGUUUUCUGGUUAUUGAUGAAACUGAUCGUAUGGUUGAAAAGGGACACUUUGAAGAACUUAAACUUCUUAUAAAUCGUUUGAAUGCUGACGAAGAUAAAAAACAAGUUCGCCAGAACUUUAUUUUUUCUGCAACCUUGACAUUGGUUCAUGAUUUGCCUGAUCAUUUGCAAAAAAAAAAUGUUGGCAGAAAAAAUAAGCUUGUAAAAUCAACACCUGGUUUGAAAAUUCAGAAAUUCAUCGAAGACCUAGGCAUUUCACAACCUAAAAUUGUCGAUGUCACCACAAGCGGGCAAACUGCCCACACGCUAACCGAGUGUCGAUUAAUUUGUCCCAUCGAUCAUAAAGACUAUUAUCUUUACUAUUUCAUCCAACGCCAUCCGGGCAGAACAAUAGUAUUUUGUAAUUCAAUAGAUUGCGUCAAAAGACUAGCAACACUGUUUGGAUUAUUAGAGUGUAAGCCACUGCCUUUGCAUGCGAGUAUGAUUCAAAAGCAAAGAUUAAAAAAUCUCGAAAGGUUUAGAGAUAACGUUGAUGGUUUACUAAUCGCAACGGACGUUGCAGCAAGAGGUUUAGAUAUUCCAAAUGUUGAGCAUGUCAUACAUUAUCAGGUUCCCAGAACUAGUGAAAACUACGUUCAUAGAUCGGGAAGAACUGCAAGAGCUAAUCGCGAUGGUAUUACGGUUAUGUUUAUGGAACCUGGAGAAGUAAAGAGUUAUUUAAAGCUCUGUAGAACUCUGGACAGAAGUGAUGACUUACCCAUAUUUCCUGUGGCGGAAAGAUAUUUAAUUUCAGUUAAAGAACGUGUUAAUCUUGCUCGAGAAGUAGACAAACUGGAAUUAAAAAUUCGAAGGUCACAAUCCGAGAUUGGUUGGAUGACAAAGAAUGCAAAUGAAAUGGAAAUAGUUCUUGGAGAUAUGGAUGAUGAUUCAAACAAGAGUGAUGACGAUGAUGCUUUUAUUAUUGAAAAGAGAAGAAAUCGUCAACAUUUACAAAGUGUAAGAGAACAGUUGAAACAAUUGCUAGGGCAACAAAUCUUUCCUAAAGGCUUCAGCUAUAGGUAUCCCACCAGUACAGGAAAGCUGGAAAUGCCAAUAAUGGCUGAAACAAAUGUCGAAAAUAAUGCGAACAGUGCAGUGAAAGUAAUGAAGAAAGCAAUUGACGAUUUAAAGGUUGAAAAGAAAUUGAGAAAUAAAAAGAAAAAAUAUUAAGUUCUUACUUUAAAUUUUUGUUAAACAAAUAAAAAAGUAGGUAUACAAAAAUAUAUCACUUUAAUUUAUGUGUAUUUUAUUCCUAGAUUAAAUUAAAUUAAACUUUUUAAUAAAAGAAUAAAAAAAACACUUAAAGAUUAUUGAUAAAUGAUAAGUUUUUUGACGGGCAAAUAAAUGAAUCUAAUUCCAACACUUCUAA
This is a messenger RNA of Episyrphus balteatus (marmalade hoverfly), 2527 nucleotides long. RefSeq names its product ATP-dependent RNA helicase DDX24. The transcript has 9 exons. Gene Ontology annotation, cellular component: nucleolus. The record is from RefSeq and is a predicted model, not a curated record. Gene Ontology annotation, molecular function: nucleic acid binding; ATP binding; RNA helicase activity. The coding region runs from base 82 to 2328 and encodes 748 amino acids. NCBI's taxonomy places the organism in Eukaryota, Metazoa, Arthropoda, Insecta, Diptera, Syrphidae.